AUGAUCGAGCUACGGGAUGCCAGAAGCUUUGAGGGGGGCGAUGCCAGUCCCACGGCACCUCGGAAGGGCGUGAAUGCCACGGCUGUCCUGGCGUGCACGUGUAUCUUCAUGAUCUACGUGCUGCAAAUGGUGGGGUUGGCCAAGAUCUCACCCCACAACACCCAGGACACGGUGAGCGUGACCUGGCCGUGGCUUCGAGAGCGAUCUGUCCUGCGUGCGUACUAUGCGAUCACCGAGAUCGCCUACCUACCUUCUUUCGCCUGGGGACUGGUGGAGUGCUUGCGGUCGGCCGCUGUUGACCUCCGGAUCCAUGCCCGGUCUUGGUCGGAGUACACGAAGCUGAUGGCAAGCCUCACACUUCUCUGUUUCUAUCAACUCGCUGCCCGCAUCCUCAUGGAUAGCAUGGCGCGGGACUACGUCAACGGUGUCAACUUAAACGACCCGAUGGCGGUUCUCGGGUUUGUGACAGGCAGCGCCCUCUCCUGGCUGAUGCAGUGCCGACUCUUUGCCUACGCCGACCACAUCAUGGGCAGCCGCAGCCGAGGCUGCUGCCGGCGGGCACGGGGCGUGCCGGUCGAGGAGGACAAGCUUUGGGAACCGCCCCCCAUGGCCUGCGGGUGUGUGGCUGCUGCCGCGUUGCUGAUUGGUCUGCGUGCCUACCACAGCGGAGUCCUGCUGCUGUUUCACAAGGCCCCCCACUGGCUCUCGACUCUGGCACGAUUCUCGCGCAUCCUGUACCGUUUUCUGAUGGGUGGCGCGCACUUCCUGCGUGCUCGAGCCUACUUGAAGCAGCCCCUCAGCAAUCGUCUCAGCGGCCAGAUGAGGAGCAAUAUGGCCACACUGAGCCAGAUGAUGGUGGUUGCCAUCGUGCUUGGCACUUCGACUGACCUGCUGGUGGUGGCAAGGGGGGUCGUGGUGCCGAACCAGUUCUCCCAGGAUUUCACAGAUGCCGAGAUGGACACCCUGAAUGACCUCUUCACGCAAUGGCUGCCGGUCACCCUGCUCAUUACUGGCACGAUCGACAAGCGGGCACCCCAACCUCACAUGAACGACCUGCGGGCCUGCGGCUUUACGAACGGCCUGGUGCUCUUCUUCCUGUACUUGGGCACGCUGCUCUUUGGAGCCUGGGGGGCUCGCGCCAUCCUCUUCGCCUCCACGCCGGCGGCCCGCAAGGUCGCUGAGCUGGGGGGAGGCCCCCUGGCCCUGGCCAAGGCAGGUGCGGGCAUGAUGUACUUUGCCAUGCCGGUGCUCUUUGUAACGGUCCUUCCAUUCAUGGUCAACCUCGUGCACAAGGCCACGAACGUUUCCGUGCCGAUGUGGCCCGGCGAGGGCCUGACGUUCAUCACGUACCACCGAAAUGCAGCGCACCUCUUCGUGCUAGCUUUGCUCUUGCAUGCCGCCGGACACAUCUGGUCCUUUGCCAAGGCGGGGAGCGUGGAGCGGUACACCACGAUCCUGUGGAAGGGGGACCGGUAUGCUUGGCUGUGGCCAUGGGCAACGGGAGUUCUCCUUGUCUUGCUGGGGCUCAGCCUAUACUUAUCUUACUGGGCAAUGAAGCGACAAUGCUACGACUUCUUCAUCCGGAACAAGCGCGUCUUGGGGUCCUCGCUCUUGGUGCUCGCAGGAAUUCACGGCUUUACCGGCAACUUCGGCCCGCCGCGGCUCUGGUGGUUCAUGUCCCUGCUCUUGUGCCUCUGGCUCAUUGACCGGACGGUGAAGAGGUCAAGGGCCAGCCAGAUCAGCUGCCGCCAGCAGGUCCUCAAGAUGCUCAACGCGCAGGGCCGCUUCAAUGGAGCCAUCCUCGUGCUGAGGUCGGAAGACACCUUCCUCGAGGCCGAGCCCGGCGCCGUGCUCCUUCAGGUCGUGGGCGUGAAUGGCCGUCACCCUCUGACGCAGAUAGCCUACCCAGCGCCAGGAAGCCGCCGCUGGCAGGUGGAGUACCACAUCCGCCUGCAGCCCAACGCCGAGAAGCAGAACUGGGCCCACCGCCUCUACGACCACGCCCGUGCCCGAGAGGGCACGGAGGAGGCCAUUCAGCUGGAGGUGGCUGGGCCCAUGAGCUCCCUGGGCACUUUCGGCCAGGAGGAGCUGCUUAGGGACGUGCACCGGCUCCUGUUUGUGGCUAUCGGGGUUGGCUUCACAGGCUGCGUGCAUCCCUUGUUCCACGCCUUCGAGGCUGGCAUCCCGGCGGAGGCCAUGCGCCUCUGCUGCCGCACCCCCUCCCCCGCCUACGCGGACGCGGUGGAGCCCGUGUGUGCCGCGUACGGCCUGCGCCGCGGGGAUCAGCUGAAGAUCUCCAUCAGCGAGGAGACUGCUGGUGGAAGGGCCGACGAGCAGCAGAGCCGGUCGCAGUGGAGCAAGAUGCUAACAUCGGAGGUGGAUGCCCUUUCACGUGAGGGGAAAGGUCUGGUCCUCCUCUUUGUCUGCGGCCCAUCUCCGGCGGUGCAAGGUGUGCAGAAUCUGUUCCUGGAAGACAUGCGGGUUCGAAUGAUUGCCGAGGCCUUCGGGUAG
Molecule: messenger RNA, 2511 nt
Organism: Symbiodinium natans
Lineage: Eukaryota; Dinophyceae; Suessiales; Symbiodiniaceae
Source: the annotation of a GenBank genome assembly